Molecule: messenger RNA, 1505 nt
Organism: Pistacia vera
Lineage: Eukaryota; Viridiplantae; Streptophyta; Magnoliopsida; Sapindales; Anacardiaceae
Product: actin-related protein 2/3 complex subunit 2A
Exons: 10
Coding region: 118-1101 (327 amino acids)
Biological process (GO): Arp2/3 complex-mediated actin nucleation; actin filament polymerization
Cellular component (GO): Arp2/3 protein complex; actin cytoskeleton
Molecular function (GO): structural constituent of cytoskeleton; actin filament binding
Source: RefSeq, a predicted model, not a curated record
CCCUUCAACUUCAACACGUCUCCUGUCCCCUCUUUCUCUCUCAAAACAAAACAAACAGAUCACAAUUCAUUUAAAGUCAGCCAUUGUUGCAGAGGUUGAAAGUGGACCCAUAACCAGAUGUUGCUUUUACAGUCUCAUUCGAGGUUCCUUCUUCAGACCUUGUUGAAUAGGGUUCAAAAUUUGGAUAAAGCAGUUGAGCUGGAUUAUCAGUGGGUUGAGUUUGACGAUGUUCGUUACCACGUUCAGGUUACGAUGAAGAAUCCACAUCUUGUGUUGUUAUCAGUGUCAUUGCCCAUUCCACCUCCUGAAACCAUUUUCCUUGGGGGACUUCCAUUUGGAGCUAUAGAAGCUAUAAAAGCUGCAUAUGGUUCGGUUGUACAGAUUCUUGAUCCUCCUCGGGAUGGCUUUAAUCUCACAUUGAAACUCAAUUUGUCAAAACUUUCUCCAGAUGAAGAGAACAGACAAGCUCUGUUGAUGAAGGUUGCAUCUGUAAGAGAAGUGGUAUUAGGUGCUCCAUUAAGAGUAGUGCUAAAACAUCUUGCUACAAGGACUGUUGCUCCAGGUAUGAAUCAGCUUCUUGCCCUUGUGCAUCGACCAAAGGAGUCCUUUUUCCUCAUCCCUAAGGCAGAAAAGGUGACUGUGGUAUUUCCUAUGAGAUUCAAUGACUCCAUUGAUACUAUUCUUGCAACUUCCUUCCUACAGGAAUUUGUAGAAGCAAGGCGUACAGCUGGACUUAAUAAUGCGCCUCUUUGUUUGUGGUCUCCUUCCCCUCCUCUAGAACUGAAGGAAGCUCCUUCUGAAGCAUUAUCUGCCAAUGCAGGAUUUGUUACUUUCGUCAUUUUUCCUCGGCAUGUGGAAGGAAAAAAAUUGGACCGUACGGUUUGGAAUUUGUCAACUUUCCAUGCAUACGUUAGUUAUCAUGUCAAGUGCUCAGCGGGUUUCAUGCACACACGGAUGCGGCGCCGUGUGGAAUCUCUGAUUCAGACCCUGGAUCGUGCCAGACCAGAUUUAGAUAAGGCAAAAAAGUCAAUAAAUAACAGAUCGUUCAAACGGCUGACACUCAAGGAACUCAGGGAUGGCCGGUCAAAUUCAAUGCACUGAAGGCAGGGAUGAGUACGUUUUCUGUUGGAAACUCAGAAAAGUGUUAGUUGAUUAAUUUUUCUUGCAUAUAUCUGGAAAAGCUUGCUCCUGGUGCUUGUAAUUUAUUCAUUACUGAAAAUGGGGAAGAAGGAUUGGGCAGGAUGCUUAAUGUUGGUGGCUAAUGGAAACAAUUUUGUUUGUAGAUGGUCUUUGUUGUAACCAAAACUUCCAUUUUGUUAGGUAAAUUUUGGAGUUUCUAUUGGUAAAUUCUUGUGUUUCCAAGUUUUGAAACAUUGAUUUGUUGGUCCUUUGCCAAGCAAGGUUACACCUGGUUUUGCAUCCCAAGUGACAUGAUGGCAUUACAUAAUAUUUUGUUAGGGGUAAUAUCAUUUAGAGGACACAAUUUGUAUUUUUAUCACGGCAAU